AUGAAGAAUUUUCUGGAACAAAAUUCCCCAGGUGACCGUAUACAAAACAAGACCGGACCAGCCAAGAUUCUUGGAGUCUUCACUGGCCAGGGUGCCCAGUGGUCUCGAAUGGGAAGAGAAAUUAUCAAAUCUUCGCCGCUGGCCCGGUGGACUGUGCAAAACAUGCAGCGGUCUCUUGAUUCCCUUCCUGAUCGACCUUCUUGGUCAAUCGAAGAUCUGCUUGUCAACAUGGAAGACCCAUCGCAGAUUCAAGAGGCUGCGUUAUCUCAGCCACUGUGUACCGCUAUCCAGAUCAUGCUUGUAGAGCUAUUGCGCGCUGCUGGAAUCUAUUUUCACUCAGUCGUGGGUCACUCUUCUGGUGAAAUUGGUGCUGCUUACGCUGCCAGGCUACUUUCCGCAGAGGAUGCUAUUCGCAUAGCCUACUACAGAGGGCUUUUUGCUAAAUUGGCAGGCAGUGCAACCGGUGGAUCCGGUAGUAUGAUGGCAGCUGCUUUGUCAUUGGAUGACGCCAAUAUUUUCAUAUCAGCAAAUGGACUUGAGGGGCGAGUUUCCAUUGCGGCUAGCAAUGCUCCUCAAUCGGUGACGCUUUCUGGCGAUGAAGAUGCCAUUGCGAAGGCUAAAGUCAUGCUGGACGAGCAGCAGAUUUUCUGUCGCUUGCUCAAAGUUGACACUGCCUACCAUUCCCACCACAUGAUUCCUUGUCUUGAAUCCUACUGUGAAGCACUUCGUGCUUGUAAUAUUUCUCCUAUGGAAUCCACAGACGGAUGUUUCUGGGUCUCCAGUGUUCAUGGGCGUCUAAUGACAGUCGCCAAAGAACACCAAUCCUUGAAGGAGACAUACUGGCGGGAUAAUAUGGCACAAACUGUCCUUUUUUCACAGGCCGUGCAAGCAUCCCAUUCAAUUAAUGGUCCCUUCGAUAUCGGACUGGAGGUCGGACCUCACCCAGCUUUGAAGGGACCCACCACCCAGACAAUCAAGGCAGAGAGUAACCAUGCUCUCCCUUAUAGUGGGACUCUCUCGCGCUUCAGAAAUGAUGUCGACGCUAUGGCCGAUUUAUUGGGAUUUAUUUGGAAAGAACUAGGUACCCAAGCAGUCGAUUUCAUUCAAUAUAGUCAAAAAGCAUUCGAAAUAUCUACAGGCAAGCUGCCACGGCAGUCACUUCCCCGUUACUCUUGGGAUCACAGCCAGAGAUUCUGGAAAGAGUCAGUCAAAUCACGAAAUUAUCGCCUACGGUCGCUAAAUCGCCAUGAUAUCCUCGGUGCUCGCUGCCCAGAUGACCAUGCUUAUGAUAUGCGUUGGCGAAACACCAUUCGCGUCUCUGAAGUGCCUUGGCUAUCUGGACACAAGGUGCAAGGACAGAUCAUUUUCCCGGCCGCUGGCUAUUUUGUCAUGGCUAUGGAGGCGGCAAAGGAAUUGUCGGACAACAAGCAAAUCGCGAUGGUCGAGCUCCAAAACGUUGAGAUAUCCAAAGCCAUUAUCCUGUCCGAGGAUAGCGCCGUGGAUGUGAUGUUCCAUCUCAAACCCUUCCUGGGCGCCUCUCCUAGGAUGGCAGAAUUCUCCUGCUACUCGGCAACGUCUGAUGAGAAUGGCGCAAAAUGGCACCACAAUGUGUCCGGGCAUGUCACAGUUCAUCUCUCCCAUGAGGGACUGUUUGAACUUCCCCGGAAACAAAAGUCCCCCGCCUCUCUUGUUCCGGUCAACAUAGAGUAUUUCUACUCGUCCCUUGCUAAUAUAGGGUUAGAAUACACCGGAAUGUUUCAGCGUCUGAAUCAGAUCCAGCGACGCUCUGGUCGCGCAAUUGGGUAUGCUCAAGACAUCCCCGAUGAUAGUAAAAUGCCAGUGAUGAUUCAUCCCGCUCUGCUCGAUGCUUCAUUCCAGACCAUUUUUGCUGCUUUUUGCUGGCCUGGAGACGGUACUCUGCAAAGCCCAUACGUCCCGACUUUCUUGCAAUCCCUCCGGGUGAUUCCUACACCGAUCGGCUCUUGCGCAGAAAAUAUGGUGGUUGACUGCACUAUCACUGAUUCCAAGCCCCAGGUAGUCACAGCUGAUUUGGAAAUAUUCUCAUACAGUCAGCCUCGUGUUCAGUUGGAAGGUUUGACUUGUACCCUCCUUGGGCAACCUGUUUCUUUAAAUGACUGUGAACUUUUUGCAAAAACCCUCUGGAAGGCUGAUGUGGAUUAUGGUCUUGAAGCUCUAGAGCUACCCACGGAUAGCACGAGUGAUGUUGAGCUGGUUGAUCUUUGCGAGCGGCUAUCAUAUUCCUACCUUCGAGAACUCAACUCCGUGGUCAAUCGUGAAGACGUAAAGAAAUUCGUCUGGCAUCACCAGCGGAUCUUUGAAUUCAUAGAUGACCUUUUUCCACUGAUCGAGAGUGGUAAACACCCCACAAUCCGCAAAGAAUGGGCCAACGAUUCGCAUGAUUGGCUCUUGUCUGAGGUUGAGAAGCACCCUGGCCAAGUUGAUCUCCAGCUCAUCUCGGCUGUUGGUAACAAUCUUGCUGCUGUAGUCUACGGCAAAACCACCAUGCUAGAGCAUAUGAUCGAAAAUGAUGUCCUUGAUCGGUUUUACAAAUACGGCCUCGGCUUCCAAAGAGCAAACGGUGCACUCAGUCAUCUUGCCAGCCAGAUUUCACAUCGUUAUCCAAGAAUGAACGUUCUCGAGGUAGGUGCUGGUACUGGUGGUGCUACAACCGGAGUUCUUGAACAGCUAUCGGGGACCUUUGCAAACUACACUUUCACCGACACUUCCACUGGUUUCUUUGAGAAAGCUCAAAAGCAGUUCUUAAGUUGGGCUUCGAAGAUGACUUACAAGGCGCUCAAUAUCGAAGGGGAUGUUGCUGCACAAGGUUUCAAAGAUGGCAGCUUUGACCUUGUUAUUGCGUCCAACGUACUGCAUGCUACCCAGAAUCUGGAGUUCACGAUGCAGAAUGUGCGACGACUUCUAAAGCCUGGUGGCUAUUUGCUGCUCUUGGAAGUGACAAGCGAUAUCUUGCGAGUAAAGUUGAUGAUGUCUGGCCUUCAAGGCUGGUGGCUAGGGGACUCGGACGGUCGUCGUUUUGCCCCUACCAUUUCUGAUGCGCAGUGGGAUAAUCUGCUGAUCAAGACUGGAUUCUCUGGAAUUCAGCAUCGAAUAACGGAUUUCGAAGAUACCAGCAAGCACAUGACCUCGGUGAUUUUGUCCCAAGCUAUCAGCGAAGCCUUUGCCCAACUGAAGAAUCCACUGGAACAAACAACCCCCUGCCUCCCUGUUAACCGGAUCGCGGUCAUUGGAGGUCAAUCCCCAGCAACGAAAGCUCUCGCUGAUGAUGUUGUGUCACUUCUCUCCCAAUGGAGUACUGUGUCGCCCCUACAAUUGAAUGCCUUUGAAGAGACACUCCGACAUCCCAACGCUGGCAUCACGUCUAUUAUAUCCCUAGCGGACUUAGAUGAGCCACUCCUCAAGAAAAUCUCCCAGGAAAGACUGAGUGGAAUUCAGAGUGCCAUUGAAGGAUGUCGUCAAAUUGUCUGGGUGACCUCUGGUGCACACAAUCAGAAUCCGCACGCCAACAUGACGAUUGGACUCGGUCGAUCUCUGAUCUACGAGUACCCUCACAUCCGGAUGCAGUUUAUGGAUAUUGCGCACGAUACCCAUAACAAAUCCGUGCAUGUGGCCACCGCACUUGCACGUCUUCUUGUCGAAGACAAAUGUGGCCUCCCUUCUUCGGAGAUGCUGUGGAGUGUGGAGCCAGAAGUCAUUUUGGAGAAUGGCAAGACCAUGAUUCCUCGAUUAAUUCCAAACGAUCAGAUGAACAGUCGCCUCAAUGCAGGUACUAGGCAAAUUACAAAAUCAACCUCCUCCACAAAUUCCUCAAUUCUAAUCUCUCGUGGGGAUCACGGAUUUUCUCUUCAUGCGAGAGAGAAGCCAACUUUCUCGACAUCAGACGCCAUCUCGAUCCGCGUAAUAUGUGCCCUGCUGCACGAGAUCCAGAUUACUAGUACAACAAGAACAAACAUCGUCAGUGGUAUCAUUGAGCAUCCAGGUUCCAGUAAGGCCUUUACUGCAGGUGACAGUGUCCUUGCAUUGGCAGGGUACAGUGCUUCAUAUAUCCAAGUACCUCCUGAGCAGGUCAUCCCGAUCGAUAACCUAAAUCCGGGAAGACUGUUGCAAGUUGCUAUUGCUCUUGUUGCAAGAAGUGCUUUGAGUGCGGUCAAGCCGCGUGGAACUGUUCUUUUGCUUGACCCCGAUAUCAGUCUGCAGCACGCCAUUGAGGCUGAGGCUGCUGAAACCGAUAUAGCUGUGAUAGUGGCCACCUCGGACUACCAAAAUCCAUAUGCUAUCCACAUCUCGCAAUUUCUGACCCAGAGACAACUCAAAGCACUCUUUCCGCCGAGUAUUGAUCUAGUUGUUGACAGUUCUUCUCAAAAGAACCAGUCAUUGAGAAAUUUUCUUGCCCAUUGUCGCACAGUCACAAUGGCAGAACUAUUUUCUUUGCAGCCCGCUGUGAAGCCAAAUGCCCUCUUCGGAAACACGGUUUGCCACAGGAACUUGUUAAAGGCACGAAAUAUGAUCGUCAGUAACUUCCCUGGUAUCGCGGAUCGCGCUCAUCUCAUUCCAUUGAAUCAUUUGAUGAAGUUGUCGCCUAACACUGCCAGCUGGCUGUCAGUCAUUGACUUUGCGUCUGCAUCGGUUAUUCAAACAAUAGUUGAGCCAAUCCAACCUCGAGAUCUGUUCCAUCCAAAUUGUUCCUAUCUUCUUGUUGGCUGUACCGGCGGACUUGGGCAAUCCCUCACUCGCUGGAUGGUCAAGAAUGGCGCUCGGUACAUUGUUCUAACCAGCCGCCAAGUAAGCAAGGUAGAUCGCGCAUGGUUAGAUGAAUUGAGACAAAUGGGAGCCGAGAUACAGCUCCAUGAGCUCGAUAUAUCCAAUAAGCAGGCGCUCCUUACCAUGCGUGCCAAUCUGCAAAACUCAUUCCCACCUAUUGCUGGUGUUACAAAUGCGGCCAUGGUACUGUCUGAUCGGUUGUUUAGUGACAUGACCGUGGAACAUCUGAACAUGGUCUUGGAACCAAAAGUCACGGGCAGUGCCAAUCUAGAUGAAAUAUUCUCAACUCCAACCCUUGACUUCUUCGUUUUGUUCUCAUCCCUGGCAAGCGUUGUUGGAAACCGUGGCCAGUCCAACUAUGGUGCCGCCAACUUGUUCAUGACUAGCCUAGCAGCUCAGCGUAAGCGCAAGGGCUUGGUUGGCUCCGUUUUGGACAUAGGCAUGGUUCUAGGUAUUGGAUACGUGUCACAAAACAGCAUCUACGAGACAACCCUUCGAAGGUUCAACUACAUGCCUAUCUCUGAGCCCAAGUUCCACAUCAUGUUCGCCGAAGCUAUCUCUGCUGGUCGGCCGGAGAGCAAAACACAGGCUGAGAUCAUAACUGGUCUCCAUCGAAUUGCCGAAUCUGGCGAUAGUGGUGAAAAUGCAUUCUGGGCAGGAAACCCCCGGUUCUCGCAUUACACUAUCCAAGAGGGCCUGGGCCAGGAGCAAUUUUCGACCACGAUUCUUCCCCUCCAAAAGCAAUUGGCCGAUGUGAAAGACCUGGAGCAAGCCUCGAAGAUUGUUCUUGGAGGCUUCCUCUCUAAGCUCGAGCGUGUUCUACAGGUGCCCGCGGCCAAAAUAAAUCCUGCCCAACCACUGGUCAAUCUUGGGGUCGAUUCAUUGAUGGCUGUUGAGGUUCGAUCCUGGUUUGUCAAAGAGAUAAACACUGACAUCCCGGUUCUUCGCAUCUUAGGAGGUGCAUCCUCGGCCGAGCUGUGCACGGAGGCAGCUCAGAAACAUGUCACGACGAAGACGCCUUCGAAUGAUCGCCUAAAUGAAAACUUCUCAACUGCGUCUUUAGCCAGCUUUAGUCAAGAGAAUGAUCAUUCACAGGCUAAUAGCUCUGCUACUUCCGAAACCGGAUCAAUCACCAAAGAUUUCCCUGAGAAGGAAGAGGACCUGACGGCCAAGGACGUCAAAAUCCAAAGACUCAUUCAUUCUGCUUCAACGAUCCAUCGCAUGUCUUUUGCGCAGGAGCGAUUGUGGUUCCUUCACUUGUUUUUGGAGGACCCAUCGGCCUACAAUGUCACGAUGAUGUAUCACGUCCAUGGUCCCAGCGCUGUGGCUAUAUGCAACGCAAUGAACAUCGUUCUGACUCGACAUCAAUCUUUACGCACUGCAUUCUUCUCCGACCCCAAAACAGGUCUUCCUAGCCAGUACGUGCUUCCAAGUGCAAGCACGUCUGUGAAACAGCAAUCGCUCAAGAAUGAACGCGCUGCAUACGAGGAGUUUAACCAGCUACGCCACUACACUUACGACCUUGAUAAUGGAGAAACAGCGGCUGCCACUCUACUUUCGGAAGCAGAGACCGAUCACAUACUGAUCCUUGGUUUUCACCACAUCGUGUUUGACGGCUUCAGUGCUCAAAUCUUUGUCAAAGAUUUUGCUUCUGUCAUCGCAGGAAAACACCUACCUACUCUGGAGCAUCAAUACAUAGAAUUUGCCGACCGACAAAGGCAUCUCGUGCAAUCCACUAUGGAGACAGAUUUGAAAUACUGGAAAUCUCAAUUUUUGGACUUACCAAAUCCCUUGCCACUGUUUGAAUUCUCUUUAGUGAAGUCGCGCAAGCCACUGACUACCUACGACAUGCAUGGUGCCCAGCACAUAAUCCCAUCAAAUACAGCCUCAGUGUUCAAGUCUAAGAUCCGGGGGCUCAACGCUACUCCAUUCUAUGGCCAUCUUGCAAUCCUCCAAAUUCUUCUCUAUCGGUUCUUGAACGUCGACGAUGUAUGCAUUGGAAUUACUGAUGCCAACCGCACCGACACCGAAUUUCUUGACACAAUCGGGUUUUUUGUUAAUCUACUUCCGUUGCGUUUCGCUCUCGAUGGCAACUUGUCCUUCGAGGAUUUACUGGUUCGAACGCUCAAGGUCACAUUUGAGGCGCUUGAACAUUCCCGCGUGCCUUUUGACGUGCUGCUUGACUCUUUGAGUCUUCCCCGAUCGACAACGCAGAGUCCAUUGUUCCAAGUGCUGCUGAACUACAAGAUGGGAUCAACAAACAGCAUCACAAUGACUGGCUUUGAAGCUCAUUUGGUGAAGUUUGAAGAUGCCAGUAAUCCAUACGACUUGAUCUUUGAUAUCGAAGAGCAACUGGAUGGCACUACUCUAGUCGGUCUCAAGUCGCAGUCCUAUCUUUAUAGUCAGCGGGACCUUAGUAUGAUCCUGGGAGCUUACAACUGCGUACUCGAGUCUUGUCUCUCAAAGCCAGAUCUUAACAUCAGUCAACAUGAGCUCUACCACCUGGAAGACGCUCUGGCGGCAGUCUCACUUGGGAAGGGACCUCGUUUAGAUUUUGACGACUCAGUCACACUUUCUUCUCGCAUUGAUGAUGUUGCAGCAUUUCAUGGAAAGGAAGUUGCUAUCAAGGACAGCGAGGGCUCCUUUCUUAGCUACGAAUCUAUGAACAGGCGAGUCUACCAUAUUGCAGCAACCCUAGAGGCCGACGGCAUAGGCUCUGGGGAUUAUGUUGCUGUAUACUGCGAGCCAUCCAUCAACUCUGUCUGUUAUCUCUUAGCAAUCUGGCGACUGAAUGCUGUUUACGUUCCACUCGACCCGCAAAAUCCAAUUGAGCGUUUGCAAACAAUUUUGGAUGAUUGCAGACCGCUUGCAAUCAUUCAUCACGAACGCACCAAGGACAACACCCAAAAGCUCAAUCUGGGGGCGAUUAAGCCAGUCAGCUUCUCAAGCUUCGACUCUUUCCUCUCUGUUGCUAUCACAAACAGAGCCCAGCCAGUUUCUCCAGCAUGUGUCUUGUAUACAAGCGGUUCCACUGGAAAGCCCAAAGGCAUUGUUCUAACCCAUGCAAACCUCAACAAUCAGAUCAUGUGUGUCAAGAGGACCUUGGGGCUUGGAAAAGAAGUUGUUCUUCAACAGAGCUCUCUUGGUUUCGACGUCUCCAUCGACCAGAUGAUGCAGCCUUUGACUUCCUGUGGCACGCUCAUCAUUGCAUCUCGCCAUCUUCGAGGUGAUCCCCUGAAACUCACGCGCCUAAUUGUCGCCGAAAAGAUUUCGUACACUUAUGCUACACCUUCUGAGUAUGCAUCUUGGUUACGCUACGGAUCUGGCAAUCUCCAUGAAUUGACUUGCUGGAAGACUGCAAUCGUUGGAGGCGAGGCUCUUCCCGCUCAUUUGAUCCGCCAAUUCCAAGAGCUAAGUCUACCCGGUCAACGCUUGAUCAACAGAUACGGCCCGACAGAAAUCACUGUUUCAAACUCUUGUAUGUCAUUCAAUAUUUCAGACCCUACCGUUGCCGAUUCACCAGCCAUCAGCAUCGGGACCACACUCCCGAACUACUCGACCUACAUUCUGGCCCCCGACGGAUCCCCUGUACCUGCUGGUUUUGUGGGAGAGAUUGUUGUGGGAGGUAGUGGUGUUGCUUUGGGCUACCUUGGGCGAGAUGAGCUGACUUGUCAAAAAUUCGUACCCGACCCGUUUGCCAGCAAAGAAGACAAUGACCAUGGGCGUACUACCAUGUACCAUACCGGAGAUAAGGGUAGGCUGCUAUCAAACGGUGAGAUAUUCUAUCUCGGCCGCAUGGAUGGAGACAAUCAGAUAAAAUUGCGAGGAUUCCGCGUUGAGCUGGAUGAGAUUGCCAGCAACAUCUUGUGCCAGGCAAAUGGUCGCAUCAUUGACGCCGUUGUAUCAGUUCGAGGGGAAAACGACGAGGACGGAGACCGGCGAUAUCUGGUUGCCUGGAUUAUACCCUCUCGAUUGACCUGCGCCACAGAUGAUCUUGAAGAGUUUCUUUCCGCACUUCCUUCCCGUUUGCCUCUUCCAUCUUACAUGAUCCCUCGGAUCUGUGUCACCGUGGAGGAUUUCCCUCGGACCCCCAACGGGAAGCUCGAUAGGCGGGUCUUAGACCAGCUAGAACUUCCCAAGGCUGCGGAUCACGGUAGUAGCCUCGAAUUUACGGCGGAAGAGCAGGUCAUGAUCGAGAUGUGGAAGACUUGUUUGGGUGAAUCUGGUCUUCUGACUACCUGGAGUCGUUCGACGGACUUCUUCCAAGUCGGUGGCAACUCACUGUUGAUGAUCCGAUUAAAGGCGCUCAUCCAGGAGAAACUCGGAUUUGACCUUCCUUUGACUUCACUUUUCCAAUCGUCUACUAUCGAAGGAAUAGCUAAGCAGUGCCUUUCUAAGACAUCCAAGUUGUCUAAACCGAUUAUUGACUGGCCUACCGAAACGAGGCCGGGAGAAGAAGAGCGCAGAUCAGCUUGCUCGAAACCUUCCACGGUGAUACUCAACACUGACGGCACGAAAGAAUGCUUUGAAAUCCUUCUAACGGGGGCAACUGGGUUCUUGGGUUCAGCCAUCUUACAACGGUUGGAGACCUAUGAUUGUAUCUCGCAUAUUCACUGUGUCGCGAUCCGGCCAUCGAAAAAUGAAGCCACUCCUCGAGAUCUUGAGGUGAAGUCGGCGAAAAUCAUCCAGUAUGCAGGUGAUUUGACCUUGCCCCGGCUUGGACUGGACCGCGAUACAUGGGAACUUCUUGGAAACACAGUUGAUGCGAUCAUUCACAACGGUGCCGAUGUCUCCUUUUUGAAAUCCUAUCAUUCUCUCCGAGCGGCAAACUUGCAAUCGACUCGUCAGCUGGCCUGCUUUGCACUCAAAAAAUCCAUUCCCCUUCACUUCGUCUCCACCGGCGGAGUUUCUCAGCUCGCACGAGUUGUGGAAUUGCCACCACAAUCCGUCUCCCAUUUCACGCCACCACUCGACGGUUCCAACGGAUAUGUUGCCUCGAAAUGGGCGGCUGAGACAUACUUGGAAGCCUGCGCGUCCCAGUUUAACCUCCCGUCUACGAUUCACCGACCAUCCAACAUCAUUGGAGAGGGUGUGCCAGCCACGGACCUGAUUCAGAGCAUUCUGAAAAUCUCAGUUGACCGUGGAGCCGUACCAACCACAGAUGGCUGGGCGGGGGCUUUUGACUUUGUUCCGGUCGCAGAUGUUGCUACGGGUAUCUGCAAUGCUAUACUCAAAAGGGAAGAUACCGUGUCUGAUCGAUUACAAAUCUUGCACCACUGUGGAGAUGUGAAAAUCCCUGUUGGGGAUCUGAAAACUUUCCUUGAACAUCGGUUUGGAGUCGAACUCCGGAUAGUUGAUGUGGAUACCUGGAUGGAAGAAGCCCGUCAAUCUGAUCUACCAGAGGCCCUGGAGAGUUUGAUCGGGGCUACUCUCAGGAGCGAGAACGGGCAAGUGGUGCCUUACUUGUCUCGAUCAUGA
Penicillium digitatum Pd1 is the source of this 10278-nucleotide messenger RNA. RefSeq names its product Polyketide synthase. The record is from RefSeq and is a predicted model, not a curated record. Gene Ontology annotation, molecular function: phosphopantetheine binding; fatty acid synthase activity. Lineage: Eukaryota; Fungi; Ascomycota; Eurotiomycetes; Eurotiales; Aspergillaceae. Gene Ontology annotation, biological process: fatty acid biosynthetic process; secondary metabolite biosynthetic process.